Pseudovirgaria hyperparasitica is the source of this 956-nucleotide messenger RNA. RefSeq lists its product as uncharacterized. The transcript has a single exon. Bases 185 to 670 code for a protein of 161 amino acids. The record is from RefSeq and is a predicted model, not a curated record. Lineage: Eukaryota; Fungi; Ascomycota; Dothideomycetes; Acrospermales; Acrospermaceae.
CCCAACUUCAACAUCAUCGUUCGGCGAUCUACAUCGUGGCUCGUACAAAGGCUGUGCAAGGCGCAGCACGGCUCAUUGAUCCGAUAUCAUCAAUUCCUUUGCUAUUUAUCUGAUCGUGAUUUGACACAUCCAACCCCUCCGAAUCGACAGCCCUAACGCCCUGCAUGCCGCACAAUGGACUCAUAUGAUUUUCGCCACAUGCUAUCGAGAGGUUAUUCCAGUGCCCAGCCACAAAAAGGUACUGCGCCUCGUGAUUAUUGUGUUUUUAUGUUUAUUCUAUAACAAUGACAUUGGGUUGGCUGUGGAGAUGAUCUUCAUUAUAUACGAGUUACGAAGAGCGAUCAGACCGUGUAUUCCCUCACAUCAACACGCCAAUUUUGUAGUCUCCCUAUUGCUCCUGGACAUGUCGGAGCAUUGGUUGUCCCUGUACGCUUCGAAAACAGGACCAUCGGUGUCGCACUGGAGGAUUGAAGUUAUCUCGCAAUAUAAUCGCCUUGCACGUGGUAGGGACAGCUCCUUUACGCGUAUCCAGGGUCACAAAGCUGUACGAGGGUUUUUCGGGAGGACUUGGCCGUCAUUAUCCUACAGAAGUAUUCAUUUCUUUAGGACCUUGGGAAUCCAUUGUUUGACUGAACGCGAUGUGUUUCCCCACAUGAACACAGAUCAUUGACUACGAUAUAGAUCUGUGUCACUGUUAAGCAUGGUAUUCACAUGGACCAUGUGUGCCGAUGUAAUAAAAGUAGUAUCACCAACGACGGAGGCCUGUUAGUAAAGGAUUGCACGGCCGUACUAAGGGGAGUUAGCCAUAAAAAGAAUGCUUCUGCCACGGCAAAAUCUCACUCACAUUUUGAGUAGAGGCUCAUCACGCACAAGGAUAGGGUUGCGCCCUGCGAACCAGGGUUGGCACCAUCGCACUGUACUGGAGCAGUAAAAGCGUCCAAUUCCACCAACAAGAA